This is a messenger RNA of Cotesia congregata, 585 nucleotides long. The record is from the annotation of a GenBank genome assembly. Lineage: Eukaryota; Metazoa; Arthropoda; Insecta; Hymenoptera; Braconidae.
AUGACAGAGUAUAAACUAGUUGUUGUUGGAGCCGGGGGCGUAGGAAAAUCUGCGCUCACAAUUCAAUUAAUACAAAAUCAUUUUGUUGAUGAAUAUGAUCCUACAAUUGAAGAUUCAUAUAGAAAGCAGGUGGUAAUUGAUGGAGAAACUUGUUUAUUGGAUAUCUUAGAUACUGCAGGACAAGAAGAGUAUAGUGCUAUGAGAGAUCAAUAUAUGAGAACUGGUGAAGGAUUUUUACUCGUUUUUGCUGUUAAUUCUGCAAAAAGUUUUGAAGAUAUAGGAACGUAUAGAGAGCAAAUUAAAAGAGUGAAAGAUGCUGAAGAAGUGCCUAUGGUAUUAGUUGGAAAUAAGUGUGAUCUUCAACAAUCGUGGGCUGUGAAUAUGACACAAGCAAGAGAAGUUGCUCGCCAAUACGGUGUUCCAUUUGUAGAAACAUCAGCAAAAACUCGAAUGGGAGUUGAUGAUGCUUUCUAUACUUUGGUCAGAGAAAUAAGAAAGGACAAAGAACAUCGAGGAAAAGAAAAGAAAAAAAGGAUGCGUGCUAAUAAUUCUGGUCGUGGUCGAACGCGAUGCUGUCUACUGUAA